AUGACUCUUGACCUUUACCCCCACUCCCCCCUUCCGGCCUACCUCGAGCCUUGGGAGCUGCUCGAUGCCGACCCGCGAACAGCCCACCUUGUUGACACGCCUUGGCGUUACUUCGAACGGUAUCUUGCGACACGCGGAUACUAUCUCUGCUGGCGAUAUUAUUCUCGGACGGAGCCAGAGACAGCUUUUCGCGGGGGGGCCUUCCACUACCCCAUAGCCAGCAACCCAUUCCGACCAAGGCUAGGGGAAGCUUUCGUGAACCUGUGCGACAUGGACGAGAGCGCCCAUAGACGGGGGGGUAUCCAUCAAACAACGGGCUGGAUGACGCAGGCCGCCACACUAAAAAUGGCGUAUGACGCACAGGACCGUGUCUGUGCCCUUAAAGCCCUUCACAACACACGCUCUCGAACUGAAAUCGACAUUAUGACCUUCCUGAACUCGCCCAAACUUCGCCAUGACCCGGCCAACCAUACAAUUCCCAUGCUGGAUCAGCUGGCCACCAAAGAAUGGACGUUUAUUGCGAUGCCGUAUUGGCCGCGCUCCGUUCAAGCUUGCAUUCCGUGGGAGGUGGACGACUAUUUUGAGCGACUUGAGCAAGCAUUAGAGGGUCUUGCAUUUAUGCAUCGACACGGUGUUGUUCAUCGUGAUAUUUCCCCGACCAAUAUGCUCCUUAACUUUCAUACGCCAUCCGGCAUUCGUGAUGUCUACACUCCCCUUACUCGACGCAACAUCAAGCUGUCAUUCAUCGACUUUGGCUGUGCCGCGCGGUUCCCCGCAGGACCAGGGUCAAACCAUCUGGACUGGACAGGGUCCGGGUACUGUGGAACGGGCGAGCAUAUUGCGCCAGAAGUGGGAAAAGAUCGCCGGUACAGACUAACGCCAGUCGAUGUAUAUGCUCUUGGCUCCGUCUUUAUUCGCGCCCUCAGCUGGGAGCAGCUCCAGUGUGCUACUUUCGGAAACCCUUCUUCGCUUCCAGUCGCCGCCCACCAACUGCUCACCGCCGUCCCAAAAUCACAGGGAUUCGGUUACCUCGCCCUCUUGGACCAGAUGACCCACCUGGAUCCGAUGCGGCGACCCACAGCCCAAACGGCUUUGGAAAUGUGCCGGGAAAUGAGAGAGGCACUGGAUGAAGACGUAAGAUGGGCUCCUGUUGGUGGAUACCGCUGCAAUAUUUUCGAUGAUGGACGAUCAGAUCCUCGAGAUCGCCGAUAA
This is a messenger RNA of Mycena indigotica, 1212 nucleotides long. RefSeq names its product Protein kinase domain-containing protein. Gene Ontology annotation, biological process: protein phosphorylation; mitotic DNA damage checkpoint signaling. Bases 1 to 1212 code for a protein of 403 amino acids. Lineage: Eukaryota; Fungi; Basidiomycota; Agaricomycetes; Agaricales; Mycenaceae. Gene Ontology annotation, molecular function: ATP binding; protein serine/threonine kinase activity. The record is from RefSeq and is a predicted model, not a curated record. The transcript has 7 exons. Gene Ontology annotation, cellular component: nucleus.